This is a messenger RNA of Dermacentor silvarum, 1470 nucleotides long. RefSeq lists its product as uncharacterized. Gene Ontology annotation, biological process: RNA catabolic process. The transcript has a single exon. Bases 111 to 515 code for a protein of 134 amino acids. Gene Ontology annotation, cellular component: ribonuclease H2 complex. The record is from RefSeq and is a predicted model, not a curated record. Lineage: Eukaryota; Metazoa; Arthropoda; Arachnida; Ixodida; Ixodidae.
CGCACAUUAAAACUUUUUUCAUCCACACGUAUUGCGAGGGUCUUGCUUCGCGCAGCGCUUGCCUCACUUCAUUCGUCCACACGGCCCGAAAAAACCCGCGUAAACAGAAAAUGGCCGCCGCCGCCGCCGACCUCAAAAUGGAGAGCGCCAAAACCGUAGACGUCCACCUAUUCUCCUGCGACAUCAAGCACCGUGGCAAGGCCAAGGCGUCCACUUACUUUUUGCCCCACGUCGAACCGGUCGAUGGACAGCCGGGCAUCUUCAAGUCUCACCUGCGCGGUCGACCGCUCAAGGGCCGUCACCUGACCCUUCCGGAGGGCUACAGCGGCAUAGUUGCGCGCAGUGCAGCCACGGACUCCGGCGAAAGCAGCACGAAACAACUUUACGUGAGCGGUAGGUUCGACAAGAUAACCGCAUGGAACUGGAGCAUCCCGCUGUACGAGGACAGGUGCCGGCAGAUCAACGACUGGAUCGUCGUGAACCAGGCGCUGCACGGACAGAGCGACGACGAGUGAAAGACGCGCCAAAUCAAACGCGCGCCUAGUGAAAUGUGCUGUUCAUGAAUAUCGCGGUGCGGUUUUGAAAAGUUGGGUGUUGUUCAGAGAAUUGUUCUGUUAAAUCGCGCCGACCUGUGUUUACUCGAGGCGGCGAUGCUGGAGGUUGUUCGGUUGUGACUGUUCGAUGCCGUUUACUAACUGUGGUGCGCGCAACAUCACCGCGUGGCAUUCGAUGUGGUCACUAAGAAGUCUGUUUCAUUCCAACCGCAAGCUUUUUUUUUUUUUUUUUGCCGUGUUUGUUGCGUUAAAAUAGCGGCAAUAAAGUAUACCUUGCAAAUCACAGAGGUGCACCUUUCUGCAGCGUUACCGAGUUGUGUGCGUUUUUGCAAUGACUGGGCGCGCGCUCUGAAAUGUGGUUUCUGGAAAAUCGUAUUUUUCGUUUAUUCGUGAGCCAGUGCAGGAAAAAUUGAUGCGACAUCGUGCCGUUGUCAUUCAAGGGCAAGCGCUUAAUACCGCUCUUCACCGACUUCCUUGUGUCUAUAAGUUCGGUACAGUGCACGUAUGGAACCUGAACCAAGGUACCCAGAGUGCAGCCUAGUUGCACAACUUGGCACUACAAAAUCUGCUGCAUACCGGCUUCCUGUGUUCACCACACGCAAUGCUUUUCUCUGUUAAUGCUUCAAGGCUAGCCAUCAUUUACACCAUGCUUUUUUUGUAGGCAGGCUUCACAAGCAUCCUGCACACGUCCCACUAAGCAUUUAAACUGAAUACCUAUGCUGCAAGAGCACAGCAUGACAAUAAGUGUUCAACACCUCAUGUCGUUUAAGCACUACAGUACUGAAAAACGAACAGCAUAUGUGUCCUGUGCCAGUACGGGAGGCAGCGUUGCAACAUCUUCUGUGGUCACGCUCCAGGUUGUACACUGUCCGUCAAUGUAAUCUGCACCACAUGUGCAUGGACCACAUUAGAAUUC